AUGCCAGUGAUAGGCCGCAAGCUGCAGCUAGCAGCAGCUCUGCUGCUGCUGCUGCUGCUCCUUGGCCCGGGGCCGCAGUCCCCCACCUCCGUGGCGGCCCAAAGCAUACGCUCUCAAAGGCCACGCAGCCUCCGCAGCCGUUCCGUGCGGCCCUCUGUCCCCGCAGCAGCAGCAAGGCCGCAGAGCGUGAGGCCGCCAGCAGCAAGGCCGCCGCCGCCGCAGCAGCAGCAGCAGCAGCGGGUCGCCCCCUCCCCGCCGCAGCAGCAGGUUCAGCGACAGCCGCAGCAGCCGCAGCAGCCGCACCAGCAGCAGCAGCAGCAGCCGCACGGGCAGCAGCAGCACCCGCAGCAGCAGCAGCUACACGGGCAGCAGCAGCACCCGCAGCAGCAGCAGCUACAUGGGCAGCAGCAGCAGCCUCAACUGCAAGGGCAGCAGCAGCAGCAUUAUGGACACCAAAAGCCGGGGCCUACUCCAGCUGCUUCUAGCCCUCCAUCUGCUGCUGCUGUUGCUGAGAAGCAAAACCAGCACCCCCCAGCCGCUGCAGCAGCAGCAGCAGCAGCGCCUGCGGGCCCGCAAACGCAUGCAGCAGCCACAGGAGCGCAGCAGCCUGCAGCAGCUGCAGCAGCAGCGCCCCAAGCUGCAGCACCUGCAGCAGCGCAGCAGCCUGCAGCAGCAGCUCCUGCUGCUGCUCCCACGCCUUAUGGCUUUUCUUCGGGCCCUGCUGCUGCUGCUCCGCAGCCGCCGCCGCCCGCCUAUCCCUACCAGACCUUUCACCCGCAGCAGCAGCAGCAGCAGCAGAAGCAGCAGCAGCAGCUGCUGCAUGAGCAGCAGCCGUACGGGCAGGGCCCCCACUUCGCAGGCCAGGGGCCCCCUGCUGCAGCGUGGGGCACCCCUGGAGCUCCAAUGAGUGGCGUGGCGCAGCCAGCUGCUGCUCCUGCUGCUGCUGCUGCUGCUGCUCCUGCUGCUGCUGCUGGGCCUUCGCUGACCCGCACAGCUGUCACUUCUGCUGUUGGUGCUGCAGUCGGCAGCAUGGUGGGAACUGCUGUUACGCAUUCGCUGAUGGGCCGUUCUGGAAGCCAGGAGAAGCCUGCUGCUGAGCCUGCUGCUGCUGCUGCUGCUGCAGCUAGCAGCAGCAGCGACGGCGUUGCUGCGGCGCCGGCCGCUGCCAGCAGCAACAGCAGCGGCAGCACCAGCGGCGGCGACGGCAGCAGCAGCAGCAGCAGCAGCCCCGCCGACGACGCCACCGCCACCAGCAGCAGCAGCAGCAGCAGCCCCGCCGACGACGCCACCGCCACCAGCAGCAGCAGCAGCAGCAAGGCCAUUGUGCGGCUGCUGUUUGCAGGUGUGGGGCAGCAGCAGCUCGAAAGCAGCUUCCAGGGGCCCCAGGCCUUCGGGCAAAAAGUACACGAGGCAGUCUUGCAGGCUUUGGGGGUAGCAGCAGAAAGAGUGGCUCUGGAGGAGGUCUCCGUCAGCAGCAGCAGCAGCAGCAGCAGCAGCAGCAGCGGCAGCGGCAGCAGCGGCAGCGGCGAGCUGCAGGUGGUCGCCGUGCGGCUGGCGCUGCUGCCAGACCCGCAGCAGCCAGCAGCAGAACCAACAGCUAGCCAGCUAGCCACAGAGCUGCAGCAGCAGCUGCUGCUGAAGACUAGCCACUUGGCCAGGCUGCUGGCUGCUGCCUUCCCGCUGCUGCCGCAGGCCACCACUGACACGGGGGGCCCCCUGGGGGCCCCCUUGGGGGCCCCCGUGGAGGGUCAGGGGGGCCCCCUGGAGGGUCAGGGGGGGCCCCAGGGGGGCCCCCCGGGGGGCCCCGGGGGGCCCCCUGAGGGGCCCCCGGCGCUGCGGUCGGGCCGCGCCCCUGCAGCUGCUGCGAGCCCAGCAGCAGCAGCAGCAACAACAGCAGCAGCAGCAACGGGGGACUCGCUGAGCUCGGGAGAAGCCACUGCAGCAAGAGAAGUGGGGCUGCACAGCGUGCUGCUGCUGCUGGGGGGGGCCUUUAUUUUGUGGGUUUGA
Molecule: messenger RNA, 2007 nt
Organism: Eimeria tenella
Lineage: Eukaryota; Apicomplexa; Conoidasida; Eucoccidiorida; Eimeriidae
Exons: 2
Coding region: 1-2007 (668 amino acids)
Source: RefSeq, a predicted model, not a curated record